CUCAUGAUGGCUGUUAGUCCUCCACGCUCAUCCUGCUCCUCCAUCACUGCAGCUCCAUCCACUCCGGCAGCCUCCCACUGAAUUUGACACCUGCAGGCGCAGAUGGGAAACAAACUGCAGCGGUCACCUUGUUAGGACGAUAAUGGAUCAAGUGUGACUUCUUCACGCUCCCGUCCAGUUGGCCGCCCUAACUCAGUAGCUAUGGCAACCUGUCAGAGGGGCUGCGCACCAGCUGUGCGCUUUUGUCAGAGGCUGAACCGACUCAAAACACUGGAUGAUGACAUGAUGGCCACGUCACUGAAACGCUGCCUCUCCACCUUGGACCUGACGCUGUUGGGCGUCGGCGGCAUGGUGGGCUCCGGGCUGUAUGUCCUGACAGGCACAGUGGCUAAAGACAUGGUCGGGCCUGCUGUCAUUGUAUCCUUCAUUUUUGCAGGAAUUGCCUCUUUGUUGGCAGCCUUUUGUUACGCAGAGUUUGGAGCGCGCAUUCCCAAAACAGGAUCGGCGUACAUGUUUACUUAUGUCUCUGUGGGAGAGAUCUGGGCCUUUCUGAUCGGAUGGAAUGUGAUUCUAGAGAAUAUGAUCGGUGGGGCCGCCGUGGCGCGAGCGUGGAGUGGAUAUCUGGACUCCAUUUUUAACCACGCCAUCCAAAACUUUACUGAAACCCAUAUCAUGCGGUGGGAUGUGCCCUUCCUUGCCCAUUACCCAGACCUACUCGCUGCAGGAAUUCUAGUGGUUGCCUCUCUUUUUAUUUCCUUUGGAGUUAAAGUGUCCUCUUACCUCAAUCACAUUUUUUCCACAAUCAGUAUGUGUAUCAUAGUUUUCAUCCUGAUCUUUGGAUUUAUGCUGGCAGAACCCGCCAAUUGGAGUCAAAAAGAAGGAGGUUUUGCACCUUUUGGAUGGUCUGGAAUCUUGGCAGGCUCAGCCACAUGCUUCUACGCAUUUGUAGGUUUUGAUGUGAUUGCAUCCUCAAGUGAGGAGGCCAAGAAUCCUCAGAAGGCUGUUCCUAUUGCCACAGCAAUAUCCCUAGGACUGGCAGCUGCAGCCUACAUCUUGGUGUCCACAGUGCUCACAUUAAUGGUUCCCUGGCAUACUCUGGACCCCAACUCGGCUCUGGCAGAUGCUUUUUUCCGCCGAGGCUACAGUUGGGCUGGAGUUAUUGUGGCUGUGGGUUCCAUCUGCGCCAUGAACACUGUGCUGCUGUGCAAUCUCUUCUCCCUGCCUCGGAUUGUGUACGCAAUGGCAGAAGAUGGAUUGUUUUUCAAAAUCUUUGCACGGGUCCAUCCCACCACCAAAGUCCCCGUCAAUGCUAUUCUAGUUUUUGGAGUCCUCAUGGCCACAAUGGCUCUCAUUUUCGAUCUGGAGGCGUUGGUUCAGUUCUUGUCCAUUGGGACCCUGCUGGCCUACACCUUCGUGGCAGCGAGCGUCAUAGUUCUUCGCUUCCAACCAGAGAAAAGCAGCUCCAAAGGGACUUCAUCCACGUCUCCAGUCACUAAUGCUGAACCUUCUCCUGCCCCCUCGGAAUGUCAGAACAUAUCAGAGGACAGUGGUGAGCUGAAACAGUACGAGUCCUUCUCAGACAAGCUCCAGUUGGUGGAGAGGCAGAAGACAAGGGAACGCAGAGGGGCGGGCCAGCUGAGGGCCUACUGGGAACCUUACCUCGGCCGGCUGCUUGGUAACUGCGAGCCCGGCGAGGUGGUGGCCCUGUGUGUGCUCGGUCUGAUCGUGAGCUCGGUGUCGCUAUGUGUUGUGGUGGUAUUCGGACUCACGCAGAUGCAGCUGCCACUCUGGAGCUUUGCCACAUUGGUGGUGAUUUUCAGCCUGGCCUACGUUACUUGCAUGGCACUCAUAUGGGUUCAUGAGCCUCAGACUAACACCAAAACAUUCCAGGUACCAGUGGUUCCAUUGACACCAGGGGCCAGUAUCCUCAUUAAUGUAUUCCUUAUGAUGAAGCUCAGCCCUCUAACCUGGAUUAGGUUCACUAUCUGGAUUGUCGUAGGUCUCUUUGUGUAUUUCAGCUAUGGGAUUUGGCACAGCAAAGAGGGCAUGAGAGAGCUGCAGCCCAAAGACAUGGCUGCCCGCUACGUCGUGCUCCCCAGCGGCAGCCUCGUAGAAACCGUGGAGUCCGUCCAGCCCGAUGGACAAGUGGACACCUCAGCGCCUCACAUGAACCCUUCAGCCGCCACCACGACCGAGGAGUAUCCCGUAAGAAGAUGAUGUGUGAGCAAACAUGACGGUUCUAACUGCCUGCCGUGUACUGUACUACCCUUCUCGCUUGUUUAUACACAUUGUAAGUCACACCUGCUGCUUUCUGUACACAUCGCUUUGCAAGUUUAAGCACACCCUUCGAACGAGACGUGCAUCCUCUGUCUUGUUGUGAAGCUUAUUUGUAUAUCUUGUAAUACUCAAAGCAGAGUGCUUUCUCACCAAUCUCCUAGCGUCAGAUAUACUUCAAACCAAGGUUGUAGGUUAAAUGCUCUAUGGUGCUUUUUCUGUGACAACCUCUUCUUAAAGCUCUGCUGGGUUUUGACACAAUUUUAUAUAAAGUUGGGAAUUUAACAUCAAGCCAAAAAUCCUGAGUGUAAUCAGCAAUUAUGUGAUUAAUUUGUCUCAUUUUAUUUAAUUAAGCCUCAGGAGGAAUUCAAAUAAUGUGCAUCAAUUAGCACAAAUAUCUUAGUGGUACAUUCCAACUGUGCUGGACUGAGUGGCUUCUCACCAAUUAUUUAAUUUCAUAUGCUAAGCUGUGUGUUUAUACCAGUGGUUCUUAACCUUGUUGGAUGUACCGAACCCCACCAGUUUCAUAUGCGCAUUCACCGAACCCUUCUUUAGUGAAAAAUAAAAUGAUGUUUUUUUUUCAAAUUCAAGACAAAGUUAUAUGUUUUUGGUAACACUUUAGUAUGGGGAACAUAUUCUAAGUAACAAAGACUUAAUUUAGAGUUAUUUGGUUAGGGUUAUGGUUAGAGGGUUAGAGCCAGGGUUAGAAUAAGGCCAUGCCGAAUAAGGCAUUAAUAAGUACUUAAUAAUGACUAGUUAAGAGCCAAUAUGUUACUAAUUUGCAUGUUAAUAAGCAACUAAUUAAUGGUGAAUAUGUUCCCCAUACUAAUGUGUUACUAUGUUUUAUUACUGGUGCACAAAAUGAACCGUGCAUGAACAUCACCUUGUUCAAAGAACAAAACCAACAGAGUGCAUAAACUCACAACAAAUUACACAGCUGCAAAUUAGUCUGACUUCUGCUGUUGCCGUAUCCGUAAUACGCCGAUAGGGAAAAGUUUUUAUUUACACGAUGAGUCGGGUGUGUCUUGACCUACGCCGAAACCCUUAGCCCGACUCACCGAACCCCUAGGGUUCGAUCGAACCCAGGUUAAGAACCACUGGUUUAUACAGUAUUUAUCUUAUUAUAAUUGAUUAUUUUUUUAGGCCUACUAUUAACUUGUUUUUCCAGUUGUGUGUUCCUGCCACAGUUGAUUUUUGUGUGUGUUCACUGUUCACCCAUGAGUGACGUUUCCCACCGACUAUCCCCUAAAAAAGAGCAACACGUCAGUGCUUAAUCUCCCAAAUCUCAUCCCAUGACCCUGAGCUCCUUUGUGUCACAAUUAAGUGUUUUUCUUCAAGCACUGUUAAACAGCACACAUUUCUCUUGUCACUAACAUCAUCAUAGAUAUAAAAGCACAGCAGUUCAUUUAUGGUGGCCAUAAAAAGUUUUACAAACUAUAAAACACUUUUAUACAUUGCAUCAAAAAAAUUGAUUUUCAGAAAACAAAAUAACAUACAUUGCUUAUCACAGUCUUCUCACACCUCAUUUGAGCUUCAAAUUUUGCAGUUUUACAAGAUUACAGAUUUUUUAUUUUUCUGUAAGAAUAUUCUACAACAUUUUACCCUAAAUAAGUUUUCUCAAUCACUUAAUGUUAUGCCUCCCCACCCCCAAAAGAAAACAUUGCACGCCCCCUCACUCUCCACAAUUAUAAAUAGAAUAAUUUAUCUACAAAAUUGUUAUAAGUACACCUCUACCAAUGUUCCCUCUAAUUGUUCAUGUGUCUGAGCAAACACAAAAACUCCCUGAGCAUUCAGUGGAGCACAUGUGAGCAACAUCACACGUGGCAAUACCAGCAGCACACCUGUCUCAAACCAAUCUUUUAUAACACUCAAAUGACAGGAGUCAUUUUCAUGAGUUUAUUUUGUAAUAUUAGUGAUUUGGCCCACUUGUAAUGAAAAUAAAAGAAAUCUUGUUUUUCAUAAGCUAUGGAUUAGUAUUGUACAAUAUGUCUGGGUGGGGGUCCUGCUUUGGAAAUCUUUUGUACCCCUUUCAGAGAUCACAUUUAGUUCCCCUUAAACAUCCUCAUGUUGCACAAUGAAAUGUAAGCAUAGGAUGAAGUGUGCAUUCCUGUAACUUUCUCUAGUAACAUCAUUCCAUGAUUAAUAUAAAUAAAUUAACAUUAAUAAUAAAUGACAGUAAAAUAAGCACACGUAUUGAGGAGUCAUAGUGUAACUUUGUGUGGUGUUUGAGUUAUCCGACUUUUUGUGUGGCCAUAAACGCACCAGUGGCUUAGUGGUAUGCGUGUUGGUGACAGAUGACAAGUUGGUUUUGGCCUGGUUUGUACGGCAGAAAAUUACUAGUUUUUCGAGAUAGAAGUUUUUUACUCAUGUUUUUGGUGUGGUUAUGUCCGAAUAUAAACAGUUUUGCUCAAUAAAGUGAUCGAUAUAAUUCCUGUCCUCGAAGCAUCUCGAUAGACGUUACAAUAAUUGAACGGUGUUCAAUUGAACGGUGUUGACGAACACCCUUAGGGCCGCCUGUUGUCACUGUCACUCAGAGUUGCAUUGCAAAAUUACACAGAAUAAAUGUGUUUAUUUUGUUUAGAAUUCAGAUGGGAUUUGAUUUGGUGCGCGGCAUAUAUUUGCUGUGCGCAGAGGACGCUUGAGCAGUGCGCAAUUGCGCAGGCGCGCACCUUAGAGGGAACGUUGACCUCUACAUAACAUUGUAUCCUUACGAACAUUAUAGAAAAAUAAAUAGAUAUAGAUCAACUUACAAAAAAGAUCAACUUUAUUAAUAUAAUUUUUUUGUCUGUAACAUAAAAGAUAUAAAGUGUGUCAAUUUGCCCGAAGUUAAAAACAAAUAUAUAUUUAAAAAAGAUUGGACUGGAUUGAACCUAAUGAUACUGAAAAAAACAUUUCAUAAACUCAAUAAAUUAUAACAAAUUCAAAUUCAUCAGCAGCAUUACCUCAAGAGCACACCUUAACCUACAAAUAAAAAAAUGAAUAAAACAAUUUGUGCUAACUUUUCUCAUCAAAAAGAUGAAGUCAGGAUUAAUGGUUACAAUGAGCACGUUUUUAGUGCACAGCUUGGGGUUUGAAGCAUAAUACUGAUAAAGCCCGGGGUCACUCACCCCCUAACUCACUAUUUCAGAAGAAAUGCCCUAAGUUAAGCAUUUCAAGCAUACAUUGGCUAAAUGAACCAUACAUAUCAAUACUACAGUGAUAUAGGCCACUAAUACGCUCUCAUAAUGUUGAAAAAUGUCUUUAGAACGUGCUAAGCUACGAAAAUAUUUGAUUUAUGAAUAUUUUGAUUUUGAUUUUUACUAAGGAUCCCCGUUAGCUGGUUGCCUCAACAACCCACCAGUCUUCCUGGGGUCCACAAUUCAAUACAAUUGCAAGUAAAAGCAUAUCAUUAUAACUACACAAUACAGAAAAAAAUCAAAAAUAAAAGCAUCAAUAAGAAAACAAGCAAACAAUUUACAGUCACAGAAUAAUAAUGACCAUAUAAAUAUAACUACACAAUUUAAAACCAAACAGAUCAUCAACGAGCAAACUAAUUUAAAGACUCAGAUAAAACAUUACUUUCUUUUUAAAAACCUGUUUACUUUCAAUGCCGGUGAGAAUUUGAGGCAGGUUAUUCCAGAACGAUACAGAUCUAUAAAUAAAAGAUUUCAGCAAAGCAUUCUUCCUGGGACGAGGGAGUACAAAAUGCCCCUCACUGCACUGUAAAAAAAAAAAGAAAGUUGAGAAAACGCAAAUUUUCAAGGCAACAUGAUGCAACAAGAUUUUUGCGUUUUCUCAACUUUUGACUACUGCUAAAUAGUGAAAUACAAUAUGCAAUUGUUGGACUAAUUAUAGUUUUCAAGUUAGUCAGACUCAGAAAUAAGGUUUCACUAUGUUUAACUACCAAAACAGUGUCUGGCCAGCAGUAGUCAAAAGUUGAGAAAACGCAAAAAUCUUGUUGCAUCAUGUUGCCUUGAAAAUUUGCGUUUUCUCAACUUUUUUUUUUUUUACAGUGUGGACGCCCUGGUAUUAUGAUUAUGUAUAGUGCUACUGUGAACUAUAUUGAUUCCCACUUCGCGGAAAUUACUUCAUCACUGUCAUGUCCAGAACCAAUCGGCAUCGAUAAACGAGGGAUUACCGUCUAUACAUAAAAUGUGUUUUGCAAUUCCCAGCCACCAUAUUAAUUAGCGUUUUAUCGUCAUUCAUCAGAAUGGAUUUAGCACAAAUGAACUGACAUUACAUGUUGGCAGGGGGAUGCAUACAUUCUGACCUCUGCUACAGAUAGUAAACAUUCCCACACUUGUGCAUAUUAAACAAGUAUCUGAUGUUCAAACGUGUAUAUUUUCAUUUCUUGUCUGCUUAUAAAACCAAUGGCCUUAAACAUGUAAAUCAAGGAAUCGUUUUACUCCACAAUAGAUUGCACUCUGCAGCGAGGAUGUUACAUGUCAUUAUCACAAUGUGUAAACCAAAUACAAACUGAAUGUAAAAGGUUUAGUUUUGGAGGGAGGCCCCAAAUAAUUUGCACAGUAUUUUAAAAUGUGUUUUUCAUGCUUGCACCAAAAAGCACAGACAUUAAUAUUAUUAUUAUUAUUAUUAUUAUCAUGACAGUCCUUCUUUCCAGUGGUGUUGCUCCUGCACAUUACAGUCUCCAUCUUUCAAUUGUGUCUGUAUGAAAGUGCUGUGUCCUAAAUGUAAAAUAAAUGUUUUGAAGCAGUGUUCGUAAAAAUCUUCUUGAAUAAUACCCAAGCGGUACAGUACACCCUAAUAUAACGUCAGGUAUAUUCAAUGUCUUGUCAGAUAUUUUUUUAAAUUUCAAGACAUGAAUAAUAACUGACUCCUUGAAUAUGCAGUAUUACCUGUCGGCAGUGUGGAUAGUUUGAGACAUUAAGCGGUAAUCAACAUAUUAAUCACAGACACGUGGUGACAGAAGAAUUACCUUAACUUUAUUUUCAUGCUUGAGUUGUGAUAAUGUCAGGGAUUUAACUCUCAGCUGGUUUUUUAAACAACAAAAAACAAAACAUUACCGACAAUGAUAUGUAUGUUUAAUCUACAGUCGUGCUCAUAAGU
Messenger RNA from Entelurus aequoreus (snake pipefish), 7320 nucleotides. It is a transcript of the gene slc7a4, whose product is annotated as solute carrier family 7 member 4. Gene Ontology annotation, molecular function: amino acid transmembrane transporter activity. Gene Ontology annotation, cellular component: plasma membrane. The record is from RefSeq and is a predicted model, not a curated record. NCBI's taxonomy places the organism in Eukaryota, Metazoa, Chordata, Actinopteri, Syngnathiformes, Syngnathidae. The transcript has 5 exons. Gene Ontology annotation, biological process: transmembrane transport; amino acid transport. The coding region runs from base 202 to 2217 and encodes 671 amino acids.